This is a messenger RNA of Dioszegia hungarica, 1098 nucleotides long. RefSeq names its product putative DNA replication factor. Bases 1 to 1098 code for a protein of 365 amino acids. The record is from RefSeq and is a predicted model, not a curated record. Gene Ontology annotation, cellular component: DNA replication factor C complex; nucleus. The transcript has 10 exons. Gene Ontology annotation, molecular function: ATP hydrolysis activity; ATP binding; DNA clamp loader activity. Lineage: Eukaryota; Fungi; Basidiomycota; Tremellomycetes; Tremellales; Bulleribasidiaceae. Gene Ontology annotation, biological process: DNA repair; DNA-templated DNA replication.
AUGUCCACCUUCGCUUCGAGAUCAGCAGCGCCGGGACCAUCCGUCGACCCAAAACUUCAACCAUGGGUGGAGAAGUAUCGACCAAAGACCAUCGAUGAUGUCUCAUCGCAGGAGAAUACGGUCGCUGUGCUGCAAAAAGCACUAGCUUCGACGAAUCUGCCUCACAUGCUCUUCUACGGUCCGCCAGGAACGGGCAAGACAAGCACAAUCCUUGCUCUUGCUCGUCAACUCUUCGGACCAGACCUCUUUCGGUCCCGCGUACUGGAGCUCAACGCCUCAGACGAAAGAGGUAUCUCCGUAGUCCGGGAGAAGAUCAAGACGUUCGCUCGGGAAACGCCUCGGAACGUCAAGCUGUCAUCUGACGGCAAGACAUAUCCCUGCCCCCCAUUCAAGCUCAUUAUCUUGGAUGAAGCCGACUCGAUGACGCAGGAUGCGCAGUCGGCGCUGAGGCGGAUCAUGGAGACGUACUCGAGAAUCACUCGAUUCUGCCUGGUCUGCAAUUAUGUCACCAGAAUCAUCGAUCCCGUCGCUUCUCGGUGUAGCAAGUUCCGGUUCCGACCGCUCGCUCAGAGCAGCUCGCAAGCGCGGAUAGAAAUGAUUGCUCAGGCUGAGGGCGUCAAGACGGAUGAUGGGGUACUGGAACUUAUCCUCAACCUCGCCGGCGGAGACCUGAGGAAAGCGAUUACAUAUCUUCAGACCGCUCAACGUCUGCACGCGGCCGCUGUACCACCAGAACCAAUAUCUGCCAUCUCCAUACAUGAAAUAUCAGGCGUCGUACCUGACGAAGUGAUUGACUCGCUCCUCAACGCCGUAGGAGUUACGCGAGAAGAUGGCAUCUCGCCUGCUUUGAUCAGAGGCGGGUUCGAGACAGUCAGGAAGGCGGUCAAGAAGAUUGGGAGGGAGGGUUGGAGUGCGGGACAGGUCUUGGAACAGUUUCAUGAUGCGCUCAUCCCGCUCGCUACUAUCCCGGCUAUACCGAAGAGUCUUGCGGCGAUCGCAGUCGCAGAGUGCGACAAGGCGCUCUGUGAGGGCGGGGACGAGGAGCUGCAGUUAUUGGAAUGUUGCCUGCAGGUGAGGCACGCUAUGGCGAGGGGAUAG